AUGACAGAGCAUAAACACAGUCCUUUCACACCACUUAUUAAUCACAACAAUGUUUCGCACAGCUAUACUGAAGAAGGUCAGGAUUGUAAGAUCUUUGAUUCUGAUGAAUUUGGUAAGCUACAGGAAGUAAUGCCAAGACUACCUAUGUUAUUGUCUUUAUGGAUGGCAAAUUUCUUGGCGUCGAUGGAUCGUACUAUUAUUGCAAAUAUUAUGAACAGUGUCACCGAAGAGUUUAAAGAAUCUCACAGGAUUCAAUGGGUAGCAACUAGUUUUCUUUUGACUAGUACAGUUUUUCAGCCGAUAUAUGGAAAGCUGUCUGAUGUUACAGGUCGAAGGUUUGUUUUGGUAUUGGCAUAUUCGUUAUUUCUGUUAGGAUGUUUGGUGACAGCGUAUGCGAGAAAUAUUUGGGAAUUUGCAUUUGGGAGGGCUAUAUGUGGGAUUGGUGCCGGGGGGAUUCCUACGAUGUGCGUUAUAACGAUGGGUGAUAUGUUUAGUGUCAAGGAACAGAGUAUUUAUCAGAGCUACGCGCAUAUUAUUUAUACUAUUGGUGAGGUUUUGGGUGCUCCAAUUGGUGGGAUAGCUCUUGAAACUGUUGGUUGGAGGGCUAUAUUUUUGGCACAAGUUCCUGUUUUAACUAUUUGCAUUUAUUUGACACUUUGCGAUGAUGAUCUUGCUCAGCAGCAUAUACCACCACAUGGAGAAAGAUUGACAUGGAAAAACAUAUCACGUAUGGAUUUAAGUGGCUCAAUUUUAUUGAUAAUAUCCCUUUGUGGAGUUAUACUUUUGAGUUCUGCUACUAUUAUUGAAUAUUGGAUGUGGCUAUUAGUGAUUGCGUCUGCUGGCCUAUUCAUAAUCAAUGAACUAUACUGGGUUAGUGAAUGUAUUAUACCAUUCAGAAAGUUAAAAGGUGCAAUUGGAUUAACAUCGCUAUUAUUACUUGUUUCAUCUUUCAUAGAAUAUAGUGAGUUAUACAGGACACCUUUGUUUCUACAGCUGGUUCAAAAUAUGUCUACCUCAACAACAGGUGUUGUACUAUUAUUUAGCAGUGCUGCUUCAGCUGUUGCAACUCUACUAUCCGGAUGGGUGCUACGGACUACAAGGACCAAUCUUGGGGAGGCGUCGUUUAACCACAUGUUUGGGAGCAUGACACUGCAAGUAGCUGGGCUAACUACUAUUUUGGUCCUUAUUCAUUUCUUAAAUCCAGAUCAGUCAUCUAUUCAAGUUACCUCUGAACAUCGGCUAGCGCCGUUCAUGAUGAACAGUGACUCUGCAGUUUGGAAAAUCAUUUAUGUUGCUGCGUUGAGUACUGUGAGCAGUGGCCAUGCUGGCUUGUUGGUAUCAACACUAACCAGUAUUUUCGUUCAUACCGAAACCCCAGAUCGGGCAAUGUUCACUGGGGCAUUUUAUCUAUUCAGAUACAUUGGUAGUGUUUUGGGAGCAUCCACAGCAUUAUCAGUAUAUGAAAGUGUUUUAUCCAAACGUCUAUGGAACUACCUGGACCUCAAUAAUAUGAAAGAUUCAUAUGACGGCUUAAUGCAUGAUUCCAGUUACUUAAGACAGAAUUUCACUGGCUCAAGAAUUUCGGAUCUACUAGAUAUCUACAAAUCUAGUUUUCAAACGUCUUACGUGCCAAACAUCAAGCUAGGCGAAUUUUCCAUAGCCUUGCUUGUGUGGUACCUAAUGAAACAAUGA
Eremothecium cymbalariae DBVPG#7215 is the source of this 1692-nucleotide messenger RNA. It is a transcript of the gene VBA1, whose product is annotated as Vba1p. Gene Ontology annotation, biological process: basic amino acid transport; transmembrane transport. The transcript has a single exon. The coding region runs from base 1 to 1692 and encodes 563 amino acids. The record is from RefSeq and is a predicted model, not a curated record. Gene Ontology annotation, molecular function: basic amino acid transmembrane transporter activity. NCBI's taxonomy places the organism in Eukaryota, Fungi, Ascomycota, Saccharomycetes, Saccharomycetales, Saccharomycetaceae. Gene Ontology annotation, cellular component: fungal-type vacuole membrane.